AAGUCGGAUGAGGAAGUGAGGCUUCAGGAUACAACACUUGUUCUGUAUUUAUUUGGCCGUGAUGGAAAAGAAUCACGGAGUUUUGACGAAUUCGAAAGAUUUCGCGAAAAUCUGCAACGAGAAAUAGCGGAAUUGGAAUUCUAUGAAUUUUCCCACGGACGUAAUGAAAUUUCCCCGCUCGAUUUUACUCGGCUGGUGCUUCGCUAUACGACGAUUCGGAAAAAUGAAUACGACAAAUACAUAAAGCGUGUUAGCGAAAGGUCCGCUCCAGAUGACCAG
Gongylonema pulchrum is the source of this 279-nucleotide messenger RNA. The record is from the annotation of a GenBank genome assembly. Lineage: Eukaryota; Metazoa; Nematoda; Chromadorea; Rhabditida; Gongylonematidae.